Molecule: messenger RNA, 2467 nt
Organism: Xyrauchen texanus (razorback sucker)
Lineage: Eukaryota; Metazoa; Chordata; Actinopteri; Cypriniformes; Catostomidae
Gene: ppp4r2b
Product: protein phosphatase 4, regulatory subunit 2b
Exons: 9
Coding region: 14-1366 (450 amino acids)
Biological process (GO): protein dephosphorylation
Cellular component (GO): nucleus; protein phosphatase 4 complex; cytoplasm
Molecular function (GO): protein phosphatase regulator activity
Source: RefSeq, a predicted model, not a curated record
CCGACAUAUUGAAAUGUUUUCCCUUUCCUCUUGUUCUUCACUGAGCUCAGCAGCAGCCAUCAGCUCUCGCUCCUCAGCCGGACACAGGGCUAACAGCACGGACAUGGAGAUAGACACUCUUUUGGAAGCUAUUAAAGAUUUUGACAAGAAGGGGAAGAAAGAAGUGUCUUCCGUGUUGGACCAAUUUUUAUGUCAUAUUGCGAAGACUGGAGAAACCCUGGUGUCAUGGUCUCAGUUUAAAAGCUACUUCAUAUUCAAGCUGGAGAAAGUAAUGGAGGAUUUUCAAGCAUCGGCCCCAGAGCAAAGUGUACCUGCCAACCCAAACGUGGAAUCGGUGCCCUUUGAAGAAAUGAAGGAGAGGAUCCUUAAAAUUGUCAAUGGAUACAACGGGAUUCCAUUUACCAUCCAACGCUUGUGUGAACUUCUCACAGAACCCAAGAGGAACUACACAGGAACAGAGAAAUUUCUCAGAGGGAUAGAAAAGAAUGUGAUGGUGGUCAGUUGCAUUUAUCCUACAUUGGAGAAAAAUGGCUGCAGUGGUGUCAACAGAAUGAAUGGAGUCAUGUUGCCAGGGAACACAUCUAUCUUUACAGAGAGGAAAGUAAAUGGGCCUGGAACGCCCAGACCAUUAAACAGACAGAAACAUUCCUUGUCCAGUUCACUAUCCACAAACGGCCUUCCAGACAGCACUGAAAACAAAGAGACGAACACAGCACAAGAACACAGCAAAACACCCAGUGAUGCAUCUGCAUUAGGCAUUGGUAGCUCGGUAAAGAACAAACACUUGGAUGAAGAGGAAGAAAUGGAGGCAGAGGAACAUGAGGUAAAGAGACUUAAAUUCAACCAGGAUGGAGAAGAGGAUGAGGAGGAUGAAGAGGGUGUAGAUGUGCAUGUUGGUGAGACACCCAGGUCUACAUCGACUGAGAGCUCCUCAGAUAAGUCAGAGGAUGCAGAAUCACCAUCGUCUAUGUCACGGAAGACAAACGAAGAAGAGGAGGAGGAAAGUAAACCUGGUUCGGCCAGAGAGUGUGAGGACAAAGAGCCUUCCAGCACGCAGUCUGAGAGUACGACUGCGGAUUCCAGAGAGUCCUUUACUGAACGAGAGGUUCCCUGCGGAUCAGACUCUUCCGCAGAGGAGCCCAGCGAUAUGGACCAAUCGGAGCAGAGAGCCCCAUCAGGUGUGGCCUCUAGUCCUGAGAUGAAGGAAGGGGAGGAUCCAAGUGAGCAGGUCAGCAGCAGUAGCAAUGAUGAAAACACAUCUGGACCCUCAUCUAGCAGCAGUAGUGCAGACUCGCCCACAGAGGGCGACACUGAGUCAGGGGCCCAAGACUCUGAGAGUGCAGAGGAGCCUAUGGAGCAGGACUAAAGAAACUCCUUAACAACUACUGUGUACUUUUGUGGAGAUUAUUGGGAAGACACACAAUUAAGUGGCCUUCCACAAUGGCCAUCCGAAGCAACACCCAACUACCACCAUGCGCCUUCUGGUCGAGAGUCACCUAACUUCUCCAACCUUCCCAAAUGGACACUUUAUGCAGAUGUACAUACGAUUUUAUUUCUGAAGUGAAUGUUUUAAACUGGAUGGUUAUCUUUUUUGUUUUGUUUUUUCAAAUUCCAUUCAUGUUAUAGGUUUCUGUCUAUUUUGUUAGGCGGACACUUUCACCAAGCUAAAAUCAGUUUGACUGAAGUUCAUCUUGACAUCUUUUAUCCAGGAACGCAGUCUUGUUUUAUGUUCUAAGCUUUAGGUUGUUUGACCCACCAGCUAGGUUGUAUCUCUUCUGCAUUGGUGUUAUUAUUUCACUUGCAUAGCGCCAAACAGCAGGGCAGUGGAGUUUAUCGUUUUACUCUUUCUUAAGACCCGUAACUGGCCACUGUUCAGAGGUUACGUUCCAAGCAAAUACAAGCCAUAGCUCUAUUUGUUCUGUUAAAUAAAUUGAGCAGUAGCCUUGUUUUUCUAUAUAUAUUUUUCUUUCUUGUAGUUUGUGUGUAACUGACAGGGGAUGUACAUUGUUUUGUAAAAUUCCCCCCCUCCCACAAUCACCAUCUCUUAUGUAUUAUCAUGCAGUCUGUACUGCAUUGAAAGUGAGAGGUUUGUCAGGUACAUUUACCUCUUGAAAAAUUACAACUAAGCAUUCUUUUGUGUUUUCAUAUUUCAUGAUUCACAUUAAUUUAUACCAGCAUUUCAAUCUUGACUUAUUUUUGAGAAGCUGAUUUAAUUGUGUUGUUUUGCAGAUGGUAUUUAAUGACAAGCUGAAUUACAAUGUCAUUUGUGACAGUUUGACUCUUACCGAUAUCAGUUGGCUGCCGUUUUCCAGCUGUACUUUUUUUUUUUUAUUUCUGUUAAGUAGUGUUUUGUAGAGCAUUGUGUUCACUUCCUUUUUGUGCAUCCAAUAUAAUUGUAUGGUGAUGUUUUUUGUGUAUACUGAAUGCUUGUGGUUUCAAUAGAAUAUUCAGACAAAGCAAUAAAUGU